Molecule: messenger RNA, 1337 nt
Organism: Nannospalax galili (Upper Galilee mountains blind mole rat)
Lineage: Eukaryota; Metazoa; Chordata; Mammalia; Rodentia; Spalacidae
Product: von Willebrand factor A domain-containing protein 3B
Exons: 3
Coding region: 810-1229 (139 amino acids)
Source: RefSeq, a predicted model, not a curated record
UAAAAAUUUACAAAGCUUUAUUCUAUAAUAUGUUCCCUGUAGUUCAAGUAGUUAAUUAAUAAAUCCUGAACACAUAUAUGCACUCUUUUGGCUAGUAGGAAACACCUGAUACCUGUUAUUUCUUAUUGUAUUUGAAUAGAAUUGUUUUCUUCAGUGUCACUCUAUGGAAAAAAUCUUUUCCUUAGUCUCAAUUAACCUGUAUUUCCUCCAUCUGCUGCAUGCAGCCUGCUCUUUACAGAGCUUAGCAUGUGAUGAAUAGAACAAGGCUUCUAAAACCUUUAAUCAGUCUAUACUCAAGCAUCCUUCCGUCUCGAUGCUGCUCAUUCAAUGAAGGAAUUUUCCUUUCCAUGUAGAAAUCAGAAAUUGUUGUAAGACAUCCACAUAAAACCCCAAAUAUUAAUUUCACAAUUUGAGCUAACAGAGUCUUUGACUUUCCACAUAGAGCUGAGGAACCGCAAAAUAAAAUGUUCAGUUCUAAAGUGUUGAUCAAGCCUCUCCUCCCUAGCUGUGGGAGAACCUACCACUGAGAAUAUUGGUAAAUGGUAUUCUUGUUAGAAACAUUUUAAAUAUGUGUUUCCUGAUGAAUGAGAGAGUGAGCUUGUCUGAUUCUUCCAUGGAGAGAAAGCUCGCUGAUGUGGGUGACAUAAAUAAGAAAACAACAGCAGUGUGGUAUUACUGUGCCUUGGGCUUUGGUAUAAAUUGUGAAAGAAUCUUGCCUGGGAACCCACUCUGACAGGUCUCUGAAGUGUGGUCUGUCAUUAGCUCUUAGUCAGAGCUGAACUGAGCCAGUGUGAUCCUUCUGCAUUUUGAUGUCAACCCCAUACAUAAGGAACAGACACAGCUGCCAUUUUCCUUCCAUAGAAAUGAGCAUCCUGCUGCUUAAUGGGUGCCAGGAUGACAAUUCGUCAGAAAGACUAAUUGGCAAAGGAAGCCAAAUUUGUGACCACAACUCUUCAGAGAUGUCUUCGGCAAACUGGCUCCGAACUCAUGGCCUGGUGGCCAAGAAACUCACCAUCAUGGAUGCCUUGUCUUCUACUGCAGUGCCCCACAGCCCCACCUAUGUCCCCAUCCUGAAUAAGCAUGUUGUUUCCAAGGUCUUUGAUGAGGUGUUUCCCCUGGCACACGUGUGCAAUGGCACCAACAAGAUAACAUUGAUUAACCCCCAAGGAGUCAAACUCAACGUCUACAAGCAAAAAGUGGAACAGGCAAUUAGAUCCUAUGAGAAAUGAGUAUUAGUCUUGAAUAUUCUUGAAUGGAUAUAAGUUAUUUUAGCUUGUUUUCUCUGGGUUUAUCUUAAAUUGUUUUGUCUGAAGCAGCAAUUUUAAAAUGGUCCAACA